Molecule: messenger RNA, 3001 nt
Organism: Coregonus sp. 'balchen'
Lineage: Eukaryota; Metazoa; Chordata; Actinopteri; Salmoniformes; Salmonidae
Source: the annotation of a GenBank genome assembly
AUGUUUAAAACCCUCUACGCCCUGGGGGUGACAAGUUCCAUAAAUGUUGCCAGAGCUGCAGCAGAGAGACUCCAGUCUGGGAGGAUUAUGGAGGAGAGUGGAGAGGAUGAAGAUGAGGUAAGGUCAAACCAGGGCCCCUUUCCAUUCUAAAUGAAAGGGACAAUUCACUCCAAAGUUUUCAUGUCACCAACAGUAGAUUCCUGCUGGUUGUGGUUCUAAUAAGUCUGUGGUCUGUCCCUGCAGGACUCCUCUUGUGGAUCUGAGGAGAGUCUGAGUGCUUCUGAAGAGUCUCACAGUUCUUCCCCGACCCACUCUCUGGCCUGGACCAAUCCCACUCCCCAGCUCCAUAAAGAGGUGAGAACCACUUCCUGGAGUUGUGGUAACAGGAGAUUCUGCGUAGUGAAAACACCUGCUUCUAUUUCAUCCCUGCUGAACGUGCUACCCUAAGGCUCAAUGCUGAUUGAGUCCAUGUACAAUGAAUGACUGUAGAUCAGUGUGUGGUGUGCGUUUUCUCUCUCUCUCUCUUUAUGCCCUCAGGUCCUGGUCUCGUUCCCGUUCUCGUUCCCGAUCCCACUCCAAGUAAGAACAGUUCUCUGGUGCACUGAUCUCCGUGUUAUGUUAGAUCAGAUUAGCGUGUGUGAUAGUUUUCUUUCCCCUCAGGUCUGGUUCCCGCAGGCACUAUUCCCGUUCCCACCACCAGCGUUCUCGACCCCACUCCAGGUGAGAAGUGCUCUCUGGAGUUUUGAGUCAGCUAUGUUUCCAACAUUGAUUGGUAGAAAAACUGGAUAUUUUCUAUUAAUCCACCAGAGUGAACGCAACACAUUUGAAUUUUUGUUGUCCAUCUCCAGGGGCCUCAUUUAUCAACCGUGCGUAAAUAACAAAUGAUUGGGAUUUAUCAAACUGUUGCAUGCAACAUAUACUCAUGUUUUCAUUGAUAAAUCAGAGCCAUACUAUAUUUGUGCGGUCAUGAAUGAGCAUUAAAACCCCACCUUGAAAACGCCCUCCAUUCACCUUUUAUGGUAACAAAAACAACCUCAUUUGCUGAAUGAUUUGGAAAUGUUGGAACUGGGCCAUGACAGUUCCUUAAAGAAAGAGCAAUGGCAAAUGUUAUCACACUCUGUGUAGGUGUCGGCAGAAUGUUUCAAUCUUUUGCAAUGACUUUUUCAUACUCAACAUGCAUGUGAGUGCCAAACACUGGCUGCACAUUCUGCAAGAUUGAUUGUCUAUUCAAGCAAUUUAAAAGUAAAUGCUACAGCCCACAAGUCUAUGCAAAAGACAAACUGCUGUUCAAUAUUUUGUUUAUCGACAGAUGAUUAUGUUUUUAGCUCCUGGCUUGGUAUAGGCUCUGGGAUUAAAUAGGCUAUGACGUUGUGCACCUGUUGCACAGCAAUUUUAUCAUUAUGUUUUCAUUCACAUUAUGAUGAAUGAUUCCAUUUAACCCAAAUAACAAUGUUUGCUGGCAAUACCAUUCUUCAAACACUAGAAGUUGAGCGUACACAUGGUCUGAGCUGUGCGUGGAGAUACACACACUUUCCCGUGAAGUUCAAAUGUGAUAAAUACCAACCUUUGCGGGAAAACUGGCGCGCACAAGGUUUAGUGUUUUUUGUGCGUACGCACCUUUGAUAAAUGAGGCCCCAGAACUCUUUCCCACAGAAGCUCCCGCAGGCACUACUCCCACUCUCGCUCCCGUUCCCACCACUGGCGUUCUUGGCGCCGUUCCCACAAACCGUCUGCGUCGGAGCCACAGCCAUUCCCCCAACCGCAACAGGCACAUCGGCAACAGGGUAUGUGUACACACACGCGCACACACAAACACACUAAAUGUUAUGAGUGUAGUUGAUGUGAUGGUGUGUGUGUUCCAGGGUGUGGAGAGCAGAGUGGAAUCAGACAGAGGAAGGAAACGAGCAGUUUCCUCCACCACUGAACCAUCAGACACAGACCAGAUCCCAACCCCAACCCCCUCAACCAGACACAGACCAGACCCCAACCCCAACCCCUGAGACCUCCAGUCCACAACCCCCUCAACCAGACACAGACCCCACCCCGGGACCUCCUCUGACCAACCAAAGCCGUGAGUGUCUUUUAAACAACAUAAAACCUUGCCUGUAUAAUGCAAAAAUGAACUAUAUGAGUUUAGAAUGACCCAACAUUUUCCUAACCUCUCAUGAAAUGUAUAAAAGUUUUAAUUCUGUAAAAACCCUGAAAGCCAAAAGCCGAAAUGCGUUGGUUCUACUUUUAACAAUAAAUGUAACAAUUGUAUUUAGUUCCAUUGUCCUCAUGCACCUCAGUUGGUAAGCGAGGUAGCAGCAGAUAUCCCUUCCCUAAUCUCUCAUGUGUCCAUUCAGCAGAAACGGCUCCAAGACAUAUGACGUUCUGCAUCUGACCAAUGCCUCAAGGGCAUACCACAAGAUGUGCAAAGACAGAGGCUACUGCAGAGGACAGACGUGAGUCAGUGUUUGGUGUUUAGUAAUCCUCUAGUCCUCCAGAUGUCUUUGGACAUCUUCUUAUAAGCUAACAAAUAUGUUUUGCUCUCCUCCUCAUUUGCAGGGCCCAGAGUUGUUCCUGCUCAUGGGUAGUGCCCAGAGUCUUUCCUUGACCACAUGACUUGACCAGGAAAAACGUCUGCCCAUGUCUCACUGUUCCCCCAUGUCUCCUCAGGACUUUGCUGGCCCAUUGGAAAACACCUGCUGAAGAACCAAAGCCUCCAAAAGGGAAGACAAAAAAGAAACCUGCUCAAACAUCCCAAAAAAGAACAAACAACGAACCAUCUCAGAAGCACAAAACACAACAGGCAAAGAAACCACACUGUAGUCGCAAGCCCAAGAAGAGGAGGAUAAAGAAAGCUGCCAAAACUCCCCAAAAUACAGACACAAACAAAGAAUUUGCUCAAAUACCAGACACAAACGAAGACGUCUCUCAAAUUCUCCCAAUAAGGGAAGUGGACAUGGAGGCUACUGAAACAUGGGACGCAGCGGACAUUCUGACCUACAAGAUUCUAUGA